Molecule: messenger RNA, 1101 nt
Organism: Fusarium keratoplasticum
Lineage: Eukaryota; Fungi; Ascomycota; Sordariomycetes; Hypocreales; Nectriaceae
Exons: 1
Coding region: 1-1101 (366 amino acids)
Source: RefSeq, a predicted model, not a curated record
AUGGCCGACAACCAACAGUCCUCGGGAUCAGCUCCCGAGGCAUCUUUCGCUCCUUUCCAAAAACUGCCUCCGGAGCUGAGAUAUCGCAUCUGGAACGAUGCGCUUGCCGUCACCGCUGAGCAGCGUCUGAUACGCCUUAACAUCCACGACCGGCGUUAUAAGACGCAUCAUUCAUGUAUCGCCGUUCAUAACCGUUUCUGUGGGCAGCAUACUCCAUGCAAGACAUACAUCAACGGUCAACCGAGUCGCAUCUCAAACUGCAUGAUCAACGGUUACUUUGCGUAUGAUCGAGCGGAUUCCGAUGGCCCUGAAGACCCGAAGAGAAGGGCAAACCUCAAAAAUAUCGGACUUUCCUGUCGUGAAGCUCGGUCGAUGGUUGUCUCGAGCUAUCCUGAGACCGUGAGGGUUUAUCGCGGCAGCUAUCUCCAAGGGGAGGGCACACGUUUUAUUCGAUGCGACCCAGCAAGCGAUGUUCUUGUCAUCACCAAGCUGCCAGUCCAUAAUUCGCACCCUCACCCCUCUCCGGGUGGAAAUCCUUUAGUUUUUAUGGAAGAACGUUCCCUUUCGAUGAGAUACCCUCGGGAUUCCAGGCUCUUUACAGAGUUUCGUCGCAUGCUCUCAAGUUUUCAACAUGUCGCAUUCCUACAUCAAGGACAUCGCCGAAGAUCUUUCCCCUUGGACCUUGCGAGGUCGGAAGAUUUCAUCAGUCUUCUAUUCUAUUUUGAGUCACUAAAGUCUUUGUACCUCUGGCCGGACCCUGAUCUUUGGCCCGAAGUGUAUGAGAACGUGGUCGAGGUGGACAACAUUGAGGACCUCCGUAUCUUGGACUAUGAACCUCGAUGGGACAUAGAAAACACGGCGGAGGAUAUCAUGAACAAGUAUAAAGCGCGAGCCGAGACUCAGAAUGCGCAUUUCGUCGAGGGCGAGGAGCACUGGAUCCCGAAACCAAAGCCCCUUGAGAAGAUGGGGUGUUAUGCUGCGGCAGCUUGGUUACCAAGACGGAUUACAGAGGAUGAGCUAGAGAUGGGGAUUAUGUCGGGUAUGCCAUCGGAGGGUGAUGAUGAUCCUGCGACGUACGACUUUUCCACGACGACAUACUAG